AUGCCAAUUGUUAUGUUAGACCAACAUGAAAAUCAAAAUUCUGAAGAAAAAAAAUAUUUAUGUGUCUUAUUCACUAAUAAGCUUCUUAUAAGAACUGAAGCAGAGAAAAUUAUUCCUACCUGUAACAACAAUAAAGAGGACCCAUUGCUACCUGAGAGUCAUAGUCAAUUCCAGCAAUCAAUACCUUCUCAAAAUGCAAUUGCUGUGGAUUCAGUAAUUAACGAACCAUCACUUUCAUCUGAAAGGAUUGAGAAGCAUUUUCAGGAAUCUGAGAAAUCUGAAAAAAUUUACAAACUGCUAAAGCUAUCGAAGAACCUAAAAAAUCUACAAACUGUUGAAGCUAUUGAAGAAUUAAAAAAAUCUGAAAAUAAUUUACAAACUGCUGAAGCUAUCAAAAGACAUAUAUUGGUGACUAUAAAAAGGGAACUAGAAAUUGAGGAGGAUUUUGUAAUUGUCAAUGGAUAUUGUCAGAUCAAUAAACAUUAUGACAAUUUUCACAAAGCAAGUACACAAUUAGUUAAGCAUAAGCUAUUGGCCAAUAAUGAUUUUGAUCAUGAAAAAAUAGAAGUAGAGGGUUUAAAAAGGUGUCAACAACAAUGA
Molecule: messenger RNA, 600 nt
Organism: Cetraspora pellucida
Lineage: Eukaryota; Fungi; Glomeromycota; Glomeromycetes; Diversisporales; Gigasporaceae
Source: the annotation of a GenBank genome assembly